Messenger RNA from Sinocyclocheilus grahami, 947 nucleotides. Its product is annotated as rab3 GTPase-activating protein catalytic subunit-like. The record is from RefSeq and is a predicted model, not a curated record. The transcript is spliced from 8 exons. Gene Ontology annotation, biological process: positive regulation of GTPase activity. NCBI's taxonomy places the organism in Eukaryota, Metazoa, Chordata, Actinopteri, Cypriniformes, Cyprinidae. Gene Ontology annotation, molecular function: GTPase activator activity. The coding region runs from base 34 to 939 and encodes 301 amino acids.
GCAGCACAUCUCGGCGGUACGCCAUUUCCCACAAUGCACCCGGACAGGAAUAAACAGAGAGCCAAGAUGGCGGCGGACAGUGAUCCCGAGUCUGAGGUGUUUGAGAUCACGGACUUCACCACCGCGUCAGAAUGGGAGAGAUUCAUAUCUCGGGUCGAGGAGGUGCUCAACGACUGGAAGCUGAUUGGCUCUGGUGUUGGGAAACCGCUGGAGAAGGGAGAACUCACCAGCGGCUCGUGGGAGGAGACCACGCAGGAGAUCAGCUUCUCUGACUUCAGGUUCUCCAUCACACAUCACUGUCUGAAGCAGGAGUCCGCUGAGAACGAGAGCAGGGACGAGCCGGAGGAAGAUGCGUGUCCGCUGGCCAUGCAGGACCUGCUGUGCAUGAACAACGACUUUCCCCCGCGAGCGCACUGCCUCGUCAGAUGGUUCGGUGUGCGUGAGUUCGUGGUGAUUUCUCCGGGAGCCAACUGUGAAGCUGUGGUCAGCGAGUCCAAGUGUAACCUGCUGCUGAGCUCCGUGUCCAUCGCUCUGGCCAACACGGGCUGUCAGGUGCCGCUGUUGGUGCAGAUCCAGCAGAAUUGGAGGAAGGUGUAUGCGGGUGAGUGUCAGGGGCCCGGGGUCCGCUCAGACUUCGAGAUGGUGCACCUGCGUAAAGCUCCUGGUCAGUACACACACCUGUCGGGCCUGCUGGACGUCUUCAAGAACAAGAUCGGCUGUCCGCUGACGCCGCUGCCGCCCAUCAGCAUCUCCAUCCGCUUCACCUUCGUCCUGCAGGACGGUCAGCAGUGCUCGUGGCCACAGCAGCCACCAGGUGCGUCUGACCUCUACCUGAGAGCAUCAGCCCACGCACAGUGCCUCUGCAGCUCUUCAGCGUCUUACAAACAGCUUCAUUCACAAAGUCAUGCCAUUAAAUGUUUCGUGCACUGCAAAAAAUAAAUGUCUUC